Colletotrichum truncatum is the source of this 2394-nucleotide messenger RNA. Its product is annotated as nitrate assimilation regulatory protein nira-like protein. Gene Ontology annotation, cellular component: nucleus. Gene Ontology annotation, biological process: DNA-templated transcription; regulation of DNA-templated transcription. Gene Ontology annotation, molecular function: DNA-binding transcription factor activity, RNA polymerase II-specific; zinc ion binding; DNA binding. The record is from RefSeq and is a predicted model, not a curated record. NCBI's taxonomy places the organism in Eukaryota, Fungi, Ascomycota, Sordariomycetes, Glomerellales, Glomerellaceae.
AUGGCAGACUUGUUUGGUAGCAGCAGCGGCGGCAGCAACAAUAACAACAACAAUAGCAGCAUUCCCAAGAACCAAAACAAUAAUCACAAUAGCAACGACAGCCUGGGACGUCAUCUCCGACCCGACAGACCACCGACAGCCGCGACACCAACCAACCAAGCUGAUCUGUCUGCUCCCGCUGCCGCUGUCUCUUCCGCCGCCGCCACCGCCGCCGUGACAACCUCAGCCUCGUCCGUGUCUCCGAAACCGACCAAGCGGUCCUCGGCAACGACAUGUGUCACCUGCCGUGCCCGUAAGGUCCGCUGCGACGGUCGCCGGGACAUCUGUAGCAACUGCGAACGUCUCGGCUUCUCCUGCACUUAUGAGGACCCCAACUCCGAUCCCAAUGGCUUAUCGUCUGCCCCUUCAUUCCCCUUGCCAAGACGUCGUGUCCGUCAAGCCUGUGAGAGCUGUCACUCUCGUAAGGCUCGUUGUAGCGGCGACACCCCGGCUUGCGUACGGUGCCGUGCCCAGGGCCUCGAGUGUGUUUAUCGGGCAUCCAAACGGGCUCGCCUGAGCAUUCACCAUGCUCCCCGUGUCGAUGCCACCCUGAGAUCGCCGACGACAUCAUCAUCAGCAACAGCCGCCCGCGAGCAGCACACCCGCCGCUCUCAUUCGAGGGAAGAUGCUGCCCAUGACUCAGAUGCCGGCGCUGCUGAAGCCGUCGCUUCCAACACGCCGAGCACUUUUAACCAGGAGCUCUCCGUCUCUGAUCCUCAAUUUGAGUCGCUCAUUAGCCGUGCUCUAGACAACUUCUUCCGUCAUGUUCAUCACAUUCCCAUGCUGUCCUUUUUGCAUCGAGCCUCUCUCAUGCAGCGCCAUCACGCUGGUCGUCUAGACCGGCCGCUCCUGCUUGCCCUCAUCGGCAUAACCAGUAUGCUUACCGACCUGGGCCCGGGAACCAGAGAGUAUGGCGAAAAGUGCGUCGACGAAUCCGAGACUCUGAUCUUGAAGAGUUUGGAGAACCCUUCCACCAUCAAAGUUCAAACUCUCGCUCUCAUCAUCAAGUACCGCAUCUUGAAUCGCCGCUUCUCCAGUGCCUUCGUCCUUGCGGCUACGGCAGCCAGAUUCGCCAUGGCCCUACGUCUUAAUCAUGAAAACAACGACUUGUGUUUCUUGGCCCAGGAGUCGAGACGUCGCCUCAUGUGGGCCUUGUUCAUGAUCGACCAAGGCAUGGCUGGGGGUUACAGAGAUCUCACUCUGUGGACGCCCGAGCUCAUUCACAUUUCUCUUCCGUGCAACGAGAGAGACUUUGAGUUCGACCUGGCGCCACCAUCGAUGCGGAGUCUGGUUCCCAGCCCCGACGAGUCCGAAAACGAUGAUAUCGGCAGUCUAGCAUUGCACGUCCGUAUUCUUUGGGUCCGCGGCAGGAUCCUCAAGUUCGCCAAGAGAGCGGCGGCUUGUUCGAACGACGAGGAUCUGGGUCGUUUGCGAGAUCAACUACAGUCUUUCGCCAAGGAGCUCGCUGAAUUCGCUGAAAGACUACCCGUGUCGUUCCGAUGGUCCGAUAACAGCUUGCGGCUGCGAGCAUAUUCACCAAGACUCUGCGUCUUCAUUAUGAUACACAUCUGGUGGCGUCAAUGCCACUGCGACCUCUACCGUCUGGGCCUGGUGGGACUCCGGGACUCCCUGUCACGUUCGGCCGCAGAACGGCUGGGACCGGACUUCAUCUCUGGAUGCCAACGGCAGUGCUUUGAGCAUGCGCUGGAGAUGUCCAACAUGUUCACCUCCAUCAAGCAGCUCGAUCAUUACCCUGUUGCGGACUUGGACAUGCCGGUCUGUGCCUACCAAUGUGUUCGCAUGUUGUAUUACAUCUACCACCUCAACGCGGAUGAAUACAGUCUCACACCAGACAUCCUUCGCAAGAAGGCCUCCAUCUGCCUUGAAGUGACCAAGGGCUGCUGUUCAGGGACGGCGGCGGUCUCUAUUCAAUCUGAUCUCCAGCGUCUCAUGGACCACGGCCUUUCAGUACAGGUCACACCGAGCCGACUCGCCAGCGAAGAGCCGCACGGCGCGACAAACGGCACCGGACCCAAGCGCGUAUCACGGCUUGGCCGCGCGAAGCAGGUGCAGCUGGUGGACGACCCGGACAGCGGGGCGCCCGCCGCCGACGAGCUCACGAAUCGGCCAUUUGGUAUCGGCGCCUGGGAAGACAUUCAGGUUCCCGAGUCCGAGAAACCAGACGAGCCGGCACCCAUGCCCCCGCAACACGCUGUGCAGGGCUCGCUCGAAGUCAACAACGCGUUCGAGGGCGCGUUGGACAGUCUCGACUUCAACAUGGAACCGAUGGGACUGGAUUCACUGGCCUGGUUUUCCAAUGAAUGGGCCCAAGGCGACUUUCAGACAGAGUUUUAA